Messenger RNA from Ctenocephalides felis (cat flea), 475 nucleotides. Its product is annotated as proteasome assembly chaperone 4-like. Lineage: Eukaryota; Metazoa; Arthropoda; Insecta; Siphonaptera; Pulicidae. The record is from RefSeq and is a predicted model, not a curated record. The transcript has 2 exons. Gene Ontology annotation, biological process: proteasome assembly. The coding region runs from base 53 to 475 and encodes 140 amino acids.
UUUCAUAAUAUUGUACUUGGAUCUGUAUAUCAAUUGAAUUAUUUUGAGCAUUAUGUCGGGCGUAGAAGAACCACUGCAGAAUCUUUCAAUAAAUAACGACAGCAAUAUAGAAAAUUCUAUAAAGUUAGUCCCAUGUAGCUUUCAAUUCUAUUCAUUCUCCGAGAGUUUUCAUGAUUGCAUAUGUCAUUAUCAUGUUAUUCAAAUGAGUAACAGUCUAUUCAUUUAUAUUGGAAACAAUAAAGAAAUGACAAAUAUUGCUUUAUCGAUGUUAACGAUGCAUUCAAAGGCCCCUGUUAGCACUGUUUUGUUUGGUGAGACUACAGAUAACAUUUCUCUUGGAAUCGCUAACAGAUUAUCGAAGCGACUGUCUAAACAAGUAUUUGUUAGUUAUAAUUUAGGACAGAAUAAAAUUCUCAUAGCGAGUAUUGAGAAAAGGUUACUCGAAGAAAUUAAUAAACACCCAACUAAGUUUUAA